AAAGAUUUAUCUAUUUUAUAUUCUUAAGAAAGCAAUGCGCGGGAGUAACCGUUUGAGACAGUUACGAGCACUGUCGCAGCACAUCCAAGAACCCCACAGCAAACUCCAACCAAACAUUACCAGAAGCACAAACCCAUAUCCCUCAAAGAAAUCACUAACCCUCAGGCACGGGACCAAGAACAAGCCACCUCCUGUGGGAGAUUCAGACAUAAAGAAAUGGAACAUGGCCAUCACUACCCAUAUGCGCAAUGGGCAACUGGAGUCCGCUCUGCAUGUUUUCAACACAAUGCCUCGGCGAAGUUCAGUCUCCUACAACGCCAUGAUAUCUGGGUACCUGACUAAUGAUAAGUUUGAUCUAGCAAAAGACCUGUUUGAUAAAAUGCCUGAGAGAGACUUGGUUUCAUGGAAUGUGAUGAUUAGUGGGUGUAUAAGGAAUAAUAAUCUAGCAGCUGCAAGUGAGUUGUUUGAACAAAUGCCCGAAAGGGAUGUGGUGUCAUGGAAUACUAUGUUAUCAGGUUAUGCACAAAAUGGUUGUGUAAAUGAGGCAAGGAAGAUUUUUGACAGAAUGCCUGAUAAGAAUGCUAUUUCGUGGAAUGCAUUGCUUGCAACGUAUGUGCACAAUGGGAGGAUAGAGGAGGCUCGUAGAUUGUUUGAGUCAAAGACAGAUUGGGAGGCAGUUUCUUGGAAUUGUUUGAUGGGUGGAUUUGUAAAGAGGAAGAUGUUGGUUGAUGCCAGGCAGAUUUUUGACAGAAUGCGUGUGAGAGAUGAAGUUUCUUGGAAUACUAUCAUUACAGGUUAUGCGCAAAAUGGAGAGAUUGAGGAGGCAAGGAGAUUAUUUGAUGAUUCCCCAAUUCAUGAUGUGUUUACAUGGACAGCAAUGGUGUCGGGGUAUGUGCAGAAUGGGAUGGUAAAUGAAGCAAGAAGAUUUUUUGAAGAAAUGCCUGAAAAGAAUUCAGUUUCGUGGAAUGCAAUGAUUGCAGGAUAUGUGCAAUACAAGAAAAUGGAUAUGGCAAGAGAAAUGUUUGAGACAAUGCCUUGUCGGAAUGUUACUUCUUGGAAUACAAUGAUCACUGGGUAUGCUCAGGCAGGUUAUGGUCAAAGUGGCUAUAGUGAAGAGGCUUUGCGUCUUUUUGUGGAGAUGAAAAGAUGUGGGGAAAGAUUGAAUAGGUCCUCAUUUACUUGUGCCUUAAGCACAUGUGCCCAAAUUGCUGCUUUAGAGUUGGGGAAACAGUUGCAUGGGAGGCUAGUUAAGGCAGGAUUUGAAACUGGCUGCUUUGUGGGAAAUGCACUUCUUUUAAUGUAUUGCAAGUGUGGAAGCAUAGAUGAGGCAUGCACUGCCUUUGAAGAAAUAGCAGAGAAGGAUGUUGUGUCCUGGAACACAAUGAUUGCUGGUUAUGCAAGACAUGGAUUUGGCAAAGUGGCUCUAAUGAUCUUUGAGUCAAUGAAGAAUGCGGGUUUCAAACCAGAUGAUGCCACUAUGGUUGGUGUAUUAUCUGCUUGCAGUCAUGCUGGCUUGGUAGAGAGGGGCAGAGAAUAUUUCUAUUCAAUGAAUCAAGAUUAUGGUAUAACAGCAAAUUCAAGACAUUAUACUUGCAUGGUUGAUCUUCUUGGUCGAGCAGGGCGCCUGGAUGAAGCCCAGAAUUUAAUGAGGAACAUGCCUUUUGAACCAGAUGCUGCAACAUGGGGUGCUUUACUCGGUGCAAGCAGAAAACAUGGCAACAUGGCAUUAGCUGAAAAGGCUGCUGAGGUAAUGUUUGAAAUGGAGCCUGACAAUGCUGGAAUGUAUGUUCUUCUCUCAAAUUUAUAUGCAGCUUCAGGUAGAUGGGCUGAUGUUGGUAAGAUGAGAUUGAAAAUGAGGGAAAAUGGAGUGAAGAAAGUACCAGGCUGUAGUUGGCUUGAGGUACAGAACAAGAUUCAUACAUUUUCAGUAGGGGACUCAUGCCACCCCAAGAGGGAUAGAAUAUAUUCCUAUUUAGAGGAGUUGAAUUUGAAAAUGAAACAGGAGGGGUAUGUUUCCUCCACAAAAUUGGUGUUGCAUGAUGUAGAUGAGGAGGAGAAAGAGCAUAUGCUUAAGUAUCAUAGUGAAAAGUUAGCUGUGGCAUUUGGCAUCUUGUCCAUACCUGUUGGGAGACCAAUACGCGUGAUAAAAAACUUGCGUGUUUGUGAAGAUUGUCAUAAUGCCAUCAAAUACAUAUCAAAAAUUGCAGACAGGUUGAUCAUCUUACGAGACUCUAACCGCUUUCACCACUUCAGCGGGGGUUCAUGUUCAUGUGGAGAUUACUGGUGAUUGCUAAAGAGACUGUUUAAAGCAAAAAGACUGGGGAUUCUUUUCAGUGAUAUAAUGUCUUGACGGCUUAGAUCCUUAUGAUGGAUACUUUUUUGCCAAACAAAUCAGCCAGGUUAUUAAAAAAGUGUUGAGGUAGAAACAUCUAGGCUAAAUGACUCCCGGAUGAGCAAGAUAUUUUUUUGUUUGCUCAUUUCUGGUCAUUGAAAAUAGCAAUGGUCCUCAUGAUCCAUUCAAGAGUUGAUUCAUGGUUCUUCCAUCUUAUCAAAGGGUGACGAAGCUUUCUUCAUAAUUUGAGAAUGUCAAGCUAUUGCAACACUGUGCCUUAUUUGAACUCAGUACCCAACUUCUACAUAUGAAAAUGCCUGUUUGGUCUACUCUGGAUAUCAGAGAUGAAAUUACACCAUUUGGAAGCUUGCUAUGAAAUAGAAGGUUUCUAGUUGAAUUUAUUUGUAUAGAUUGGUAACCGGUGAGAAAAAGUACGGACUAAUUCUUUGCAAGUGCUGCAUGGUUAUGACUUGCUGAGCCUGUCAUCAUUACCAUACAGAAAAGAAUAAAAACAAUUUUCAGGAAACUUGGUUAAUCCAUACCUUUUUAGCAUCUAAUCAUUGAAUUAGCAUUCUCACUUACAUUGUCCAUGCAGGAGUAAGAUGGGAAACACUUGAAAGUGGCAGUACAGUGGAGAAGAUGUAAUGCAAAGAGAGUAGAAAUAAUCAGGUCGGUGAAUUCUGGAGAAAUCCUGAUGCUAGGAGGAACUUAGAAAUCCUUGGGAAUAAAUGUAUUUUCAGUUG
Messenger RNA from Rubroshorea leprosula, 3075 nucleotides. Lineage: Eukaryota; Viridiplantae; Streptophyta; Magnoliopsida; Malvales; Dipterocarpaceae. The record is from the annotation of a GenBank genome assembly.